Messenger RNA from Triplophysa rosa, 594 nucleotides. It is a transcript of the gene hbba2, whose product is annotated as hemoglobin, beta adult 2. The coding region runs from base 62 to 505 and encodes 147 amino acids. Gene Ontology annotation, molecular function: oxygen carrier activity; peroxidase activity; oxygen binding. Gene Ontology annotation, biological process: oxygen transport; hydrogen peroxide catabolic process. The transcript is spliced from 3 exons. NCBI's taxonomy places the organism in Eukaryota, Metazoa, Chordata, Actinopteri, Cypriniformes, Nemacheilidae. The record is from RefSeq and is a predicted model, not a curated record. Gene Ontology annotation, cellular component: hemoglobin complex; blood microparticle; haptoglobin-hemoglobin complex.
CCGACUUCAUCUGUCUUCAGCAGUCACACUUGUUGAAAAAAGCAAAUAAACGCAAAUCACAAUGGUGGAGUGGUCAGCUGCCGAACGCAAGAUUGUUGCUGAUGUCUGGGGCAAAAUGAGCAUUGAUGAAAUCGGCCCCCAGGCUUUGGCAAGGUUGCUGAUCGUGUAUCCCUGGACUCAGAGGUAUUUCGGUUCCUUUGGAAACCUAUCCAGUGCAGGUUCAGUCCUGGGCAAUCCUAAAGUGUCUGAACAUGGCAAAACUGUGCUCGGUGCGCUGGAAAAGGCCGUGAAGAACCUGGAUGACAUUAAAGGCCUUUACUCCAAACUAAGCAAACUGCACUGUGAUAAACUCAACGUUGAUCCCGACAAUUUCAGGCUGUUGGCCGAUUGUCUAAGCAUUGUCAUUGCGACCAAAUUCGGAUCCGCCUUCAACCCUGAGGUUCAGGCCACUUGGCAGAAAUUCCUGUGUGUCGUUGUGGCCGCUCUCUCCAGCAGAUACUUCUGAAGUUCUGGUGAAGAUUUACAAGGAACCAUUCUCUGCAUCAGUGAUGUUUCAAGGCAUCAAACGUAUUAAUAAAAAUUAAAUCAAUGUUA